GGGGGGGGGGGGGGGGGGGGGGGGCGAUGGCUUCGGCGACCACCAAGGCAACCGCCGGUUUUCUCUCCACGCACGCCACGUCUUCCGCAAACCCGUCUGUCCUCGCGACCACGCACGACCAGGGCGACGUCACCUCCAGGACAACCUCGAUGACCAUGGUGUCCCUUUCGACCAAUGAGACGACGGCCCUCAACGCCACGGGGCUCCCGGGGCCGCUGGUGGAGGGCGCCGGGAUGGGGAUGGUGCUGCUGCCCUUCGGAAUCAUCACUGUGAUCGCGCUGGCGGUGGUCGUCAUGCUGUACAUUCGGAAGCGGAAGCGGCUGGAGAAGCUGAGGCACCAGCUCAUGCCCAUGUAUAACUUUGACCCAGCCGAGGAGCAGGACGACCUGCUGGAGCAGGAGCUACUGGACCAGGGCCGUGACGGAGGCCUGGGCCCCAACAGCAAGACCCUCACCACCUCCCACGGCUCCUCCCAGAGGCCCAGUCGACUGGUGUUCACAGACGUGGCCAAUGCCCUGAACGCGUGAGGAGGACCGCCCAGCUCUGGCACCUCUGGCCUGCUGGAUGUCACGGGGCGGCCCGGCUCCUCCUAGGACCUGUCACUCAGGAGGACCUUGGUGGGAAAAUAAAAGGACUGGAAGGAAAGGGAUCAGACGAUUGGUGCACUGUUGGUGUUUUUAAAGGGUUGUGGCUGGGAGGGGGGAGUCAAAUAACUGGUACUUUCUCACUUCAACCAUUCCAUCCUAGUUUCAGCUUUACGUUGACUUUCGUUUGCAUAAACGUCAUCUCGGGGGACUGGUAUUUGGGAAUAAAAGGGGGGGUGGAUUGAUCUUGCACUGUUAUUAGUUGUUUUGGCGCACACAGACAAAGACACGCCCACCAUGUCUGUUGAUAUUUAUGUUGGUGUUAUUGUUGAUAUAUCUGUACCUUUUGAUAUCUGAGUGCACAUUUGGCUCUGCGUGUUCAUUGGUUGGGGUUGUGUUGGUUUUGCCGUUUUGUGUUAGGGUGCAUUUUGUAGACUUGACAUCACUUCCUUCAUCAGGCACUUCCUCUUCCAAUCAGUGUUUUUGAUGAUGUGUUGACAGACUGUUUUGAGUGCUUUGUCAAAGUGACGCAAUAAACCCACUCAAACUCUA
This is a messenger RNA of Gadus morhua (Atlantic cod), 1136 nucleotides long. RefSeq names its product chromosome 13 C3orf18 homolog (gene c13h3orf18). The coding region runs from base 27 to 527 and encodes 166 amino acids. Lineage: Eukaryota; Metazoa; Chordata; Actinopteri; Gadiformes; Gadidae. The record is from RefSeq and is a predicted model, not a curated record. The transcript has 4 exons.